UUUACUCGUUCCUCGAAGGCGCUCCGACCCGCAGAUGCAGGGUGGGGGAGAACAACCCGACGUUGUGAAACUGCGUUCGCAGGAUAUAGUUACGUUGCGCAGCCUUGGAGAUGUUUAGACAUGAAUGCCCCCACAGUUGAUUUCUUUGUGCGCAUCCAGUCAGAGUCCCGUUAGAAGCCCAACAGCGACGUGAAUACAACGCCUAGAAUGCUUCAUCUUGGAACCAGACUCGCACUCUUUAGUUUAGGCUCUGGGGAGCCAGAAAAUACCAAAGGCCAGAGUCUGAAGCCUUCACAAACCCCUCAGGACUUUCUGAAGUAUGUCCGAAAACUCACUGGGUUGAAAAGCGAACAUGUUUUCUGCAACCUGCGCGUCCCGAACCAGGAUCAAACCGCCAACGACGACAUCAACAUAGUCCUCCUCACAGGCAGAGGGGUCUUCUGCCUGGACCUGAAGCCCUGGAGGGGCGCAGUGUCGGCCCACCAGCGGGGCUGGCAUGUGCAGCUCCGUCAGGAGGGCGGGGACCUCCCCAACACCUGCGUGGAGCAGGUGGACGACCCCGUCCAGGCCAUCACGACCAAGACGGUGAACCUGUGCCACCAUCUGAAGAGGAGCGGCGUGUGCGUGCGGCCGAGCCUCUUCAUCCCCAGGGUGGUCUUCCUCUCUCCCGACUGUGAUCUGGACCAGGAGCUGAGGAAGAGGAAGGAGCUGGUGUCCUACGACCAGCUGGACCCCUUCCUCGCCUCCUUCAGGGAGAGCUAUGUGGGGUGGUUGUCGGACGCCCUCACCCCCUCCUGGAUCUCCGGGCGCCAGUCGUACCGGCAAUUGGAGGCGGUGCGGGGGUUGCUUGGCCGGGCGGGGACCUGGGACCUGCUGCAGCUCCGCGGCGGGGAGCAGCUCCGAGGGGACUACCAGGGCUGUCCGUACGUGGCCCUCGACCGGCAGGAGACCGGCACGCUGGAGUUUACCGGCGCCAAGACCCUGUCUCCUGAUUCGCUGUGGGCUCUGCUGGGUCACGCCCCUCGGGUCACGGUGAGGAUGUACAAGCGCGGCGCCCGUGGCUGGCUGGGCAAGACCCAGAGCGCCAGCGCCACCCUCCCCUCCGACACCCUGGUGCUGUUCAGACGCAGCGGGGAGGACACCGAGGCCAAGAUCCCAGCCGGCACCAUCCACAGCAUCAUCCUCAGCAUCUGACCGCCACCCCCCCCCCCCCCCCAACCCCACCCCAGUCUAUUCUCCCCCCCCCCCCCCCCCCCGGCUCAGAACUCCAGGAGUGUAGAUGUUCAUUGAAGGUUUUGCCUUAUUCUCCGCUGAGACGAUUAUGAAGGGUUCUGUUCGCACACGGAAUCGCGUAAACAUACUCCAUCGCCACACGUGUUCCGCGCACUCCACGGCAGACGGCCGCGCUCCCGCGGGUGUUAUGUUAACGAGGACCGUUGAGGCAAUUAAGCCGAAUUAGCCUCCGAUUGUUUUGAAUGCUUAGGGCGUGCCCACACCCUUCACACCAGCCGUUAGUUAUCCAUUACGUCGUUCCGCCUGCGCCGCCGAAGCCAGCCGAUGUUUGGAAGCGUUUUUUUUUUUAAGUCUUAAUUGUGUCGGAUUGUAAUGUGACGAGGAGCAGGGGAAGUCAUUGGUUGAAAGAGCCGUGAUUGAUGAUCUGUUCAGAACGUCUUCAAAAGAGGUGCUUUAUUAAUAUGCCAGGCCCUAACGAGGGGAUAAGGACAUGUUGAAGAGCGCCCUGGCUCAGUUAUCAACAGCUGGCCCCCUUGGUAGCUUCAGCCACUCACUCUUGUAUCAGUUAUGCGGCGCAUUGGGCUGUGCUAACAGCUAGCAGUUAUGUUUAGCGUACCUGGCAGUGGGCAAAAAUGGAGUUAUUUCCAUCAAGAUAUCGGAGCAUUUUGCUAAUCCAAUAGAAAAGGCUUUCUGUUCGGAUGCGUAUCUGUGUGCAUGGCAGCUCUCUACCUGAAACAUCGUUAGGCUAUACUCUGGGUCCUCAAGUUUUUUUUCCUAAUGUCUGUUUACAAAUUUGCCCGAGGUGCCAAUCUCUGGCAAUUGUGGAGAACACCACUCCCCACAUCUGACCACCGGACAGGGUGAUUCUCUGUGUUUUUAGAGGUUUGCAGGUUAGGCAUAGGCUACUCUUCCCAGAAGGCCACUUUCGGCCAAGAGGACACUCUUUUAGCCAUAACUUUGUUGGGUUGAGUGGUGUUAUUGCUUAUCAGGAGGACUUACUCUAACUCUUUCUCACAAUCUAGGUGUAUGAUUGCACCUAAUACGUUUACGUAUGGACUAUUGCCCAAACUUUACAUUAGAGUGGUCUCAGGAAAUGCAUUCUGGAGCCAUCAGUCCACAACUUGUCUUUUAUAGAGGGGGUAAUGGGAUUUUCUUCAGGGUUUGGUUAUUGAAGUGGCCUCGCAUCACAGCGACCUGGUGCACUCUUUUUAAACAGUGAAGGUUUAAGGCUCAGGGGUAUUUAAGUCAAAGUGGGUUAGGGUUAGAGACUUUUGUAACCACUCUAGAUUGUGUUUUCUCAUGCAUGUUGGUUUCAUUUUGUUGACAUACCUUUUUUACCGACAUAUUGUAGUCACUUUGUGCAAGUUUGUGUUAUUUGCCUUUCAAAAUAAAACUAUUGAAUGCAA
This is a messenger RNA of Gadus macrocephalus (Pacific cod), 2639 nucleotides long. RefSeq lists its product as uncharacterized. The transcript has 7 exons. NCBI's taxonomy places the organism in Eukaryota, Metazoa, Chordata, Actinopteri, Gadiformes, Gadidae. Bases 208 to 1194 code for a protein of 328 amino acids. The record is from RefSeq and is a predicted model, not a curated record.